AUGAUCAUCUACAUCGCAGGUUUGCAUAUCUCCAUUUCCCAGACUCAGGCUCUCAAUGCGGCCGGCUGGGCGUCCAUUAUCUAUUGGUUCAAUCGGUGCCUCCCAAGCGCACACCAGCGGGCUCAAAUUGAGAAGGAGGCGGGAGCGAUCAAGGCGAUGCCUCCUGGCAAGCAAGGCCAAAGUAUUUCAGUCAUUCAUGGCUUGGGAUUGUUUGUCCCUAUUGCUGCAUUUGUAUUCACGUUGCCUUUUACGGGAUUCCGUGUCCCGGGAUGGCUGUCCAAGACUAGUUUGCCUCCUAUCGAGAGCAACAAGCUAUACAUUGGCUUGAGGCUCGGUGCAUGUGCUGCAACGUUCGUGGGUGUGUAUGGAGCCAGGCUUACAUUUAAGCAUCUUGGUUCGCAGUGGGGAGCUAUCGGGGUUCGUGAGCGGCCCAAGAUUGUGAAGACUGGGCCAUAUGCUCUCGUCCGUCACCCAGGAUACUUCCUUGCCAUGUCUGAACAAUUGAUUCUUAUUCCCAUGUUCUGGAACUGGGUUUUUGCACCUGCCCUUGUUCUUACUUCGAUUGCCUUCGCAAUCAAAAUGCCAAUGGAGGAGAAGGUGAUCGAAGAGAAUGCAGAGAUCGGUGAGGCGUACAGACAGUACAAAAAAGAAGUUCCUUAUCGUAUCAUCCCUUAUGUUUGGUGA
Molecule: messenger RNA, 684 nt
Organism: Rhizoctonia solani
Lineage: Eukaryota; Fungi; Basidiomycota; Agaricomycetes; Cantharellales; Ceratobasidiaceae
Product: isoprenylcysteine carboxyl methyltransferase
Exons: 5
Coding region: 1-684 (227 amino acids)
Biological process (GO): C-terminal protein methylation
Cellular component (GO): membrane
Molecular function (GO): protein C-terminal S-isoprenylcysteine carboxyl O-methyltransferase activity
Source: RefSeq, a predicted model, not a curated record